AUGACCGGGGCUCCGGGAGAGGAGAAGGUGGAGUGAGCUUUAGAGAUACAAGGAUGCCUGUGCUAGUCGACAAAUGCUGCUCACAUGAAACCCAGCACCUCCCACUGCUCAAUGUAGAAAACUGACUUUUUUAUAAUUCAGUACGAGAGCAGUGGACGUGGUAAGAAGAUGCUGGGAUCGGAACGUGGGGUAGUGGAAGAAUGGCUCUCGGAAUACAAGGUGUUACCUGAAGCGCAGCUUUCUGCUUACGCAGCAACUCUCCAUCGCAAGAAAAGUCUAGUGUCUGCUCUGUAUAAAGUCAUUCAAGACCCAAACAAUGAGCUUCUGGAACCGAUCUGUCACCAGCUAUUUGAGCUGUACCGCAGUUCUGAAGUGCGGCUAAAGAGAUUUACCAUGCAGUUUCUUCCAGAGCUGAUUUCCAUCUACUUGCGUCUCACUGCCAGCCGUGAUAGGCAAAGCAACGGCUGCAUUGAAGCUCUCCUGUUGGGCAUUUACAACUUGGAAAUUGCUGAUAAAGAUGGAAACAAUAAGGUGUUAUCUUUUACUAUUCCAUCAUUAUCUAAGCCUUCAAUAUAUCAUGAGCCUUCCUCCUUGGGGUCCAUGGCUCUGACAGAAGGAGCAUUGAGCCAGCACGAUCUCAUCAGAGUGGUUUACAGUGAUCUUCACCCCCAGAGAGAAACUUUUACAGCGCAGAACAGGUUUGAGGUACUAAGUUUUCUUAUGUUGUGCUACAACUCUGCAAUUGUGUAUAUGCCCGCUUCUUCCUACCAGUCGCUAUGCAGGAUGGGCUCCAGAUUGUGCGUGAGUGGCUUUCCUAGGCAGCAUGAAAAACGCUGGAAGGAACUGUGUGGUCGUGUGGUAUUGGAUCCUGCUUUCAUGGUCCAGCUGCUCACUGGUGUUUAUCACGCCAUAUACAAUGGAGAGUGGGAACUAGGACAAGAGGUUCUGGAUGACAUCAUCUAUCGUGCCCAGCUGGAGCUUUAUUCGCAGCCCUUGCUGGUUGCAAAUGCAAUGAAAAAUUCGCUUCCGUUUGAUGCUCCUGACACGUCACAACAAGGACAGAAAGUACUGAAGGUUGAAGUGACCCCGACAGUCCCUCGCAUCUCUCGAACAGCCAUCACCACUGCUUCUAUACGAAGGCACCGCUGGAGGAGAGAAGAUGGUUUUGACCUCACAGCUGAUUCGAAUCCGGGCUCCCCGAACUUGCGCACCACUCCAAACCUAGAGGACACUCCCGAAGGGGAUGUUCUUGUGUACCUGACCCCAGAGACCAUCUCACCAGAAGCUGCCACAGAGGGGCCUGAAGGUACAGUGACUGGAGAAGACUCAAUUAAUGUUAAUGAUGCAGAUGAGGGGUUUUCAUCUGGAGCCUCUGUUAGUAGCCAGCCUGUUGGCGCCAAACAGUCUUCAGCUACAUCUCAGAGAAGCGGUUCAAGAAAAGGCGGAAGUGUGCGAUCUACUAAAGAAAAAGAUACGCCUAGUCAUUCAAAAGCAAGUGAAAGUCGGGAUUCCACACCAAGGAAACAACCUUCUCCUGCAACUGCAGAGUCCUCACUUGAAGCUAUAGAGCUGUCACCUAUGAGAAAGCACCUGAGCCUUCCAGCAGGCCAUGUGGUGCCCAAAGCAAAUAGUUUGAGUCUCAUCCGAACCGCCAGCACUUCAUCAAGUAAAUCCUUUGACUAUGUAAAUGGCAGUCAAGCUGGUGGAAGUGGAGGCAUAGAUGGAGUUACUAAUCUUUCUGCUUGCAACACCAAUCGGUUUUCCACUAUUAGCUUGCAAGAAGACCGAUUAGGCGGUGAAGGCAAAGACCUACUUUCUGCUGGUACCCCCUUAACCAAACAGUCACGAUCCCCAAGUUUCAAUAUGCAGUUGAUCUCCCAGGUAUAGGGUGUUCCCUCCUCUGUUCCUGUGCUAAUUUGCACAGGUUAUAAAACAAAGUUAAAGGGGUUGUCCUGCCAACUUUAUUGCAUUUAAUUUUGUAGGGCUCACUAUAAUAACAUUAUUUGUAAAUACUUUCAAUUUUUUUUUUUUAAUUACCUAGUUCAAAAAAUAUUU
This is a messenger RNA of Hyla sarda, 2055 nucleotides long. RefSeq names its product hyccin PI4KA lipid kinase complex subunit 2 (gene HYCC2). The transcript has 13 exons. Gene Ontology annotation, biological process: protein localization to plasma membrane; phosphatidylinositol phosphate biosynthetic process. Bases 169 to 1887 code for a protein of 572 amino acids. Gene Ontology annotation, cellular component: plasma membrane. The record is from RefSeq and is a predicted model, not a curated record. NCBI's taxonomy places the organism in Eukaryota, Metazoa, Chordata, Amphibia, Anura, Hylidae.